CCUCACAUCCCUUGCCAUAUUUUCAUCUCCCUCUCCAUAUACCCUCUUUGUCUCACUUAAAACUCAAAUGGAAAAUUGCAGAAGAACUCCAUUUAAGCCAUGGAAGAAAGGUUCCACAAGGGGUAAAGGUGGACCUCAAAAUGCUUCUUGUGAGUACCGCGGAGUUCGACAAAGAACUUGGGGCAAAUGGGUUGCUGAAAUAAGAGAGCCAAAAAAACGAACUCGGCUCUGGUUAGGUUCAUUCUCUACCGCUGAAGAAGCUGCAAUGGCAUACGAUGAAGCUGCAAGAAGAUUAUAUGGUCCUGACGCUUAUCUAAAUUUACCGCAUCUUAAAUCAAAUAAUGUCAUUCCUUUCAACAAAUCUCAAAAGUACAAAUGGUUCCCUUCCAAGAACUUUAUUUCCAUGUUUCCAUCCUGCAAUUUGAUCAACUUAAACGCCCCGCACAACGUUCAUUUCAUCCAUCAAAGACUCCAAGAGCUUAAGAAAAACGAUACCCUUGCAAUAUCUUCUUCUUCAUCAUCAUCUUCAUCAUCUCAUGCCUCACAUUCAGAAUUUCAGCCAGUAGAAUAUGAUCAAUUACGCAACGAAAAUUUACUGAUUAAGGAAGACGAUUUAGAGUUUACGUCCCAAAAGAUGUCAAAGAGUUGUGAAGAGAAACCUGAGAUUGAUCUGAAGGAAUUUCUUCAACAACUUGGCAUACUAAAAGAAGAGAGUGGAUCAGAUGGAAAUGAUACGGUCCAAAGUUCUCCAAUCCCAGAAUUUUCAUUAGAAGAUAGGCUAGCAACUUCCGGUGACAAUUUUGAUUGGAAUUCAUUGGUUGAUUUGCAUGGGCUAGAUUAUAAUCAGAGAGCAGAAGAUAAUAGCUUUCAGGUUAAUGACAUGUAUGACGAGAUGGUAUUUCCAGCUAUAUGGGAAUUUUAGGUUCGGCAAAUUUUCGUGCGAGGAUCAGCUUAAAUUCUUAAUUAGCUUAGACAGAAAUUCCUGUUAGAAGUUAAGUCCACCUAAAACCCACUUAGGAAAAACAAGUAAGCAAUCAGUUUACAGAUCAGUGUUGGCAGAGAAAGUAGCAGUCAGUGUCAGUAGAUGAACCAAAAUUUCCAUGUAGCUCUUAGCGAGCUCUUAGAGUUUUUUAAGCCUUUUUUUUUAAGUUACGGUACUUUUUGUAAUGCUGAGGACUAAG
Messenger RNA from Papaver somniferum (opium poppy), 1181 nucleotides. Its product is annotated as dehydration-responsive element-binding protein 2F-like. The coding region runs from base 68 to 922 and encodes 284 amino acids. The record is from RefSeq and is a predicted model, not a curated record. Gene Ontology annotation, cellular component: nucleus. The transcript has a single exon. Gene Ontology annotation, molecular function: transcription cis-regulatory region binding; DNA-binding transcription factor activity. Gene Ontology annotation, biological process: positive regulation of DNA-templated transcription; response to stress. NCBI's taxonomy places the organism in Eukaryota, Viridiplantae, Streptophyta, Magnoliopsida, Ranunculales, Papaveraceae.